Messenger RNA from Eleginops maclovinus (Patagonian blennie), 3214 nucleotides. It is a transcript of the gene marchf7, whose product is annotated as membrane-associated ring finger (C3HC4) 7. The record is from RefSeq and is a predicted model, not a curated record. Gene Ontology annotation, molecular function: zinc ion binding. The coding region runs from base 225 to 2630 and encodes 801 amino acids. The transcript has 11 exons. NCBI's taxonomy places the organism in Eukaryota, Metazoa, Chordata, Actinopteri, Perciformes, Eleginopidae.
CUUAUCUGUUAAUAUUCUUCCCGUGCAUGUAUUUAAUGACUCAUUGUGUGCUUUAAAACCGUACUUUUACUACGUGCAUGUGUCUUAGGAAGUACCUGAGAUCUAUGAACCCCACCCUCCCCGGGUCAGUGUCAAUCACCUGACCGGCUGUGUCAACAGCAGUCAACACAGCCGCCAUCGCUCCUGUUGUGCUAAGCAAGAAAGAUUGAAAAAGGCAAUCCGUGAUGGACUCUAGGUCUCGCAGACUUCCUUUCUGUCUGCCCAGCUCAAGGUCAUCCUACACAUCGAGUCCAACAGUCUCCUCCUCAUCACUGUCCUCCAGCAGGUUGUACAGUAGGGACUCUGUGCUGAACAAUGACCGCCUUCCGAGAGCAUCAUCAGCUUACAAGACAGACCUUGACAACCAGAGUUCUCGUCUCCUGAGCUCAUCCAGAGACUACAGCAGCACUGACAGUCGCUCCAGCAGCUGGAAGUUACCCUCGUCUCUGACGACCUCCAGCAGAUCCUAUGAUCGCCCCUGGGCUGAAUCCUCUCUCAGCAGCAGGAGCAAACUGACCGAUUCUGAGGCCAGGUUGGGGAUGCGCUCCGGGCUGUUGAACGUCACUGAUGAUGGUGAUUCUAAAAGGGCAAAAAUGUCAUACAGCAACAGAGGACUGUACUCGAGAACACCCAGCACCUCCGUUACAGGAUCCACCUAUUCCAGUACUGGGCUCAGCAGUGGCAGAGCUACAAGUGAAAAACAAAAGGACACAUAUGAUUCAUCGUGGAGCUCGUGCCGUUUACUCUCACGGUCUUCCUCCUCCUCGUCCUCGUCCAAUCCACUGUACAGGAGAGAGCUCGAGACAAAGAAUGACCCUGCUCUCUCAAGUUUGGGGGAAAGAAGGAACAGGACUACUGGAUUGGCUUCCUCAUUGUAUCCGACAGACAGGGUGACCUCCACAUAUGCCCAGGGAGCUCGGCCUAAAGAGACUACAUACUCUCCUUCCUUCUCUUCCUCCUCCUACUCCUCCUCUGCUAGAGAAAGCUCCCUCAAUAGCCACCUCUCACCUUCCUCUUCCUACCGCUCUUCACCUCUAGUGCGCGACAGCACCAGAACCCCUUCCCGUUUCUUGAGUAGCUCAUCCACCCUCCACUCAUCUCCAGAACCAACGAGGAACCCUGUCCCCUCCUCAAAUAUCUCCUCCUCCUACUCCUCACACACCUCCAGGUUCGCGACUGCGCUGCCCAGACCAGAGGCCCCGCUCCCUGCGAGGCCAGCUCCUGAAGGCGGUGAGUCAGACAGCCGUAGCUCCACCCGACGCCUUCUGUCCCGUCUCUUUUCACGCCGCUCCAGCCAGGACUCUUCCAGCGGUUCCUCCAGUGUUCGCUCACUCGAUGAUGACAGCCCUUCCACGGGUGGAGAGUCUGUGGACAGUGAGGAGGGGGCCAGGGUAUCCAGUGUGGAGCCCAUAGUUGGAGGCUCAGAGUCGGGCUUGGGGAGCCUCAGGAACCGCAGAGCAGACCUCGCCCCUAUCCAGGAAAUCAACGACGGCCAUCGCAGCAGUCAGGCUCCGUCCAGAACAACGCAGUGGAGAGAACCUGGCGUCGGCAGUAGUAACACCACCACCAGCAGCAGCAGUGGGGGAGGCAGCAGCUACUCCUGGCUUUCCUCCUCCCUCCGCGGCCGCUGCCCUCCCCUCCUCUCCCGCCUCAGGAGACACACUCUGGGUGAGAAUGCACACUCUGCUGCUGCAGGCUUGGAAGAAGGCUACAGCCGUCCGCAGCACCUACUGAGGAGGUGGGACGAUCAUGAGAAUAAAGUAACACAGGAAGAUGACGAUGAUAAUGAUGAUGAUGGUGAAGACGAUGACGAUGAGGAGGAGGAGGAGGAAGAUGACGAUGAAGGAGCGGUUGGUUUAGAGGCCUUUUCUGCGGGUCAUCCCUGCAGACUUGAGGGUGAAACGUUACCUGAACUCGAGGAUGCAGCAGUUGAUUUUCCGCCCCACCGCAGAGUGUACGACAACCUUGCGGCUCAUAUGGGAGCUCUGGGGGCCGUGGGCCAGCUGGACGGCCAGAAGGAGAAACCUGUGGUCAGUGCAGAUCAGGAGAAGCUGCGCAAGAUCAAGGAGAGACUGCUGUUGGAGGACUCAGAUGAAGAAGAAGGAGACCUGUGCCGAAUCUGCCAGAUGGGGGAGGAAUCGGUCACCAACCCCCUGAUUCAGCCCUGCCGCUGUAUAGGCAGUCUGCAGUACGUCCAUCAGGAUUGCAUCAAGAGGUGGCUCCGCUCCAAAAUUGGCUCCGGCACUAACCUUGAGGCCAUAGCAACCUGUGAGCUCUGCAAGGAGAAGCUGCGUUUGAACAUAGACAACUUUGACAUCCAGGAGUUAUACAGGACACAUGUGCAAUCAGAAUAUGAUGAGUUCAUCAGCAGCGGCCUCUACCUGGUGGUGCUGCUGCAUUUCUGUGAACAGAGGUUCUCGGAUGUGCUGGGAGCAGUCGAUGCAGCUGGGUUAUUCAACCUGGUGAGAAUCCUUCAUGAACACAUGGACAAUCUGGAAAUUCCUAAUGGGGAAAGUGACGAGGAGCUGCGAGACAACCGACCGUCUAUUGACUUUUCUGACCUGGACGACGAUCUUGAAGAGGAGUAUUAAUGAUGUGAGUGGUGGAUUGAGGCUAAAAAAAAAUGUGGGUCACUCCAUGCCAUAUGGUAGUUCACCCAGUUUUCACACAUGCUUGGAAAUUGUUAUGUUCAUCCGAAAUGCAACGGCAGCGAGAAAAAGCCAAGUGCACAGAAGAUGUCUCGCCUUUGUUGCAGCUGGCUUUUGCAGAUAUGCAAACUCGAUAAAUAUUUUGGUUUACGCCACUGUAUUUCUGUUUAUAUGAGUGCACUUUAUUCAAUUUUAAUUAAAUAAAAUGCUAUUUUUUUUUCAACUGUUAUACCACAAGUGCUUUAAUGUGUGAAUGAAGAAGCAGGAAUUGGAAAAGCACAGAGGGACAGCGGGGACACGUGCCAAUCUGUACUGAUGUUGUUGUGUUGGCAACGGUGCUUUAUGGAGAAAAUAUUAAAAGUGGUGAUUUUUCCUUUAUUUUCUGUUUUCCACUGAGAAUAUGGUUAAAGACAAAGAAAUACGUAUCCCCAUGAAAACAAAUGUAAUCAUCUUGUGUCGGUGUUUGAAAUGCUUUAUGUAUGUACAAAUGUAGUUCAAUUUUGGAAAUAAAGAUUGAAUGCAAAUUG